Molecule: messenger RNA, 1513 nt
Organism: Pogonomyrmex barbatus (red harvester ant)
Lineage: Eukaryota; Metazoa; Arthropoda; Insecta; Hymenoptera; Formicidae
Gene: Ahcy
Product: adenosylhomocysteinase
Biological process (GO): L-methionine cycle
Cellular component (GO): cytosol
Molecular function (GO): adenosylhomocysteinase activity
Source: RefSeq, a predicted model, not a curated record
UCAGCAUAUAGGUUACCGCCGUCGUAGGUUCACUCUUUUAUUCGGCCUGUACACAUCGAUCCGAACACGACGCACCGACGCACCGACGCACCAUGAUGCAAAGCAAGCCUCUGCAUAAAGUCGCCAACUUGGAUCUGGCGGACUGGGGUCGCAAGGAGAUCACCCUGGCGGAGAACGAAAUGCCAGGGCUUAUGUCACUUAGGAAGAAGUAUGGCCCAUCAAAGGUGUUGCAGGGUGCGCGAAUCGCUGGCUGUCUUCACAUGACUGUGCAAACUGCGGUGUUGAUUGAGACCCUGGUGGCACUCGGUGCGGAGGUGCAAUGGUCGUCUUGCAAUAUAUUCAGCACGCAGGACCACGCAGCGGCGGCGAUAGCAAAAACUGGAGUACCAGUGUAUGCAUGGAAGGGUGAAACCGACGAGGAAUACAUAUGGUGCAUCGAGCAGACUCUCGUAUUCCGGGACGGUAAGCCGUUCAACAUGAUCCUCGAUGACGGCGGUGAUCUAACGCAACUCGUGCAUACCAAGUAUCCAGAUUAUCUCAAGGAAUGUCGGGGCCUGUCUGAGGAGACUACCACUGGAGUAAAAAAUCUUUAUCGCAUGCUGAAGGAGGGUACGCUUAAAGUGCCAGCGAUUAACGUCAACGAUUCCGUCACGAAGAGUAAAUUCGACAAUUUAUACGGAUGUAGGGAAUCCUUAAUAGAUGGUAUCAAGAGAGCGACCGAUAUUAUGAUCGCUGGUAAGGUGUGCGUGGUAGCCGGAUAUGGAGAUGUGGGUAAAGGAUGCGCGCAAAGUCUCAGAGCUCUUGGUGGUCGCGUUAUCAUCACGGAAAUCGAUCCUAUCAAUGCGCUUCAAGCGGCUAUGGAAGGAUAUGAGGUGAUGUCGAUGUCGGAUGCAUGUAAAAAAGGCCAGAUAUUCGUGACCGCUACAGGAUGUAAAAACAUUCUGACUAGUGAUCACUUCAUGAAUAUGCCAAAUGAUGCCAUCGUAUGUAAUAUAGGACACUUUGAUUGCGAGAUCGAUGUUGCGUGGUUGGAGAAAAAUGCCGAGCAGAAGAUCAAUAUAAAGCCACAAGUGGACAGAUACCUAUUAGGAAACAACAAGCAUAUUAUUCUUCUUGCGGAGGGUCGUUUGGUAAAUUUGGGUUGCGCGACAGGCCAUUCGAGCUUCGUCAUGAGCAACUCGUUCACGAAUCAAGUACUCGCGCAGAUUGAACUCUGGACGAAACCAGGCCAAUACAAGAUUGGCGUGCACAUGCUGCCAAAGAAGCUGGAUGAGGAAGUUGCGGCGUUGCACUUGGAACAUUUAGGUGUGGUCUUAACAAAAUUGACGCCAGAACAAGCCAAGUAUUUGGAUGUACCUACGGAAGGACCUUACAAACCUGAUCAUUAUAGAUAUUAGUCAUCGAUACUUAAUGUGUGCAAAAAUUUGUAAUAAGCUACAAUUACAGUUAUUGUUCUUGUAAUUAUGAUGGCAUUUGAUUGACGAGUGCAUUAAAAUUUUCAUCUUUUUAUAAA